Callithrix jacchus (white-tufted-ear marmoset) is the source of this 6161-nucleotide messenger RNA. RefSeq names its product formin like 3 (gene FMNL3). Gene Ontology annotation, cellular component: cytosol. Gene Ontology annotation, molecular function: actin filament binding; small GTPase binding. The record is from RefSeq and is a predicted model, not a curated record. Lineage: Eukaryota; Metazoa; Chordata; Mammalia; Primates; Cebidae. Gene Ontology annotation, biological process: cortical actin cytoskeleton organization; cell migration; regulation of cell shape.
GACCUCUGCUCCUGGGAUUUUAUUGAACUCUAGGGUGGUGGAGUUGCUGUUAUGUGGGCUCAUUUUGUAGGCUGGAGACCACAUACACCCCCUCCCCUCAAUGCCAACCCUGAAGUGAGGCCCAGACAGUAUUCUAGAAUGGAUGAGCCAGAGAUAUCUAACCAGGAAAGAGCAUCUUUGUUUGAAUCCCUUCUGUGUCCGGAGUAUGUUUGGGCCCCUUACUUUGGACAUACUUCUCAUUUGUGGUUGUGGUUAUUUUGUUUUACUUGCCACUCAGCAGAAUCAGUAUCACAUAAGCACUCAUUAUCCUCAGGCCCUUGGCAGGCAGGGCACUUGGUGAAUCUGUUCCCUUGUGAAGAGCUCAUGUCUGCAGAUUAUUUUCUGAUGGCAUCUGGCAUGAGUUCCAGAUUGAUGGUCCAAUAGCAGCUAUUAAUUGCUUCCUUUGGGCUUAAUUAUUGCUGGCAUGGUGGGUGACUAAGGAAUUAAGAAUCUCUUAUGCAUUUACGGGGCAACAGGUCCUGGUGGCGUCCCAGAGCAUUUAUCUGUCAUUUCCGUAGAAUAUCCUUGUUAAAAGUUUUGAGCAUAAUCUCAGAAGCUGGAGGAUAACCAGCUAGACAGUGUCCAGUAGCAUUUAGCUUCUCAGUUGAUUCUUUCCAAGAAUUGAAAAGAAAGCAUCUAGUGCUUGUUGCCCACAGAUCCAGGGGAAUGUCAAAUUGGUGUCAUAACAGUACAAAAGCACUACCAGCUGCUUCUGAUUGUCUUGGAGGCAAGAGGGCAAAGAGAGCCUUAUUAUGUGGCAAGACAGCUAAAGAUUCACAUCAGCACUCAGGAGGGCCUUUGAGGUAAUGAACCUAGAAUUGUUAAGGUGUCAUUUUAUUUUUUCUUUUUUUUUUUUUUAAGGUGUCAUUUUCUUUGCCUGGAGACAGAGAGGGGGCAAGAUACCAGCCCUCAAAGACUCACCAAGUACAGCCUAGUACUCAUUCACUCAACAAGUGCUUAGAAUUGUAUUGAAAGCUAGAGAAAUAAAGGUGACUAAGACAAUCAUCCUGCCCCCAGGAGUACAGUCUAGAGGGGGAGACAAACAUAUUAAAUACACAAUUAUAACAUACAGCUGUCUAAGUGCAAUUCCAUAGAGAUGCAGGAAGCAUUGGAAGAGCACAGUAGAGAGGUGUGGCUUGGGGAAUACUGCCCAGAGAAGGAAAUCUCUGCUGGCUGAAAGGGUAUUUCGGAGUUGGACAGAAGUUUGGGAAAGAAAGCAUUCCAGGUAGAGAGGCGUUAAGGCGAGACAGCAUGAUGUGUUCAGAGAAUCCUCACACAGCUGCUCAGUGCUGUUGAAGUGCGAAGUGUAAGGCAGAGACUUGUGGGAGGCAGGGAUAAAGUGGUCAGGAGGGCUUUGAAUGCCAUGUGAAAGAGACUGUGCUUCAUGUGUUUCAUAGUCAGAUUGAGUUGUAGGCAAGUCAGUCUGGCAGCGAUGGGAAGGAAUCAGAAUUGGAGGUGGGCAGCUGAGUGGGAGGCCUUGGCUCUAUGGUGGUGAUGAUGGGAGCCUAAACUGGGACCAGUUUGCACAAUGGAGAUGAUGGGAUAGUCAAAUAAAUGUUAACUAUUAAUAGUUAAAUUUUCAUGACUGAUUAGAUGACUGAUGAUUAGAUUUUAUUUCAAUUUUUGAUGGCUGAUCAGAUUUUACAUUGAGAGGAUAAAGAUGAGGGAGAAGGGAGGAAUUGAGGAUGGCACCCAUAUUUCUAGCUUGCUAAAUUAGUUGGUUAGAGUUAACUGCUCUAGCAAGGGAACACAGUAGAAGAAAUACCUUAGAAGGGAAAGUGAUGAGGCCACUUUGAGACACAUGCAAAGCCUGUGGAAGUCUGGGUAGAAUGUCCAAUGGGGAUUGAAUAUUUAAAGCUGAAUCUCAAAGGAGAAGUCUGGGAUAGAAAUACAUAUUUGAGAGUCAUCCAUGCCUACUGUCAAAUACGAAUUUGUGCUUUUCUCUGUAGUCUCACAGCACAGCCCUUCAGUGAUGGGGAGGGAUAACUCUUAGGACUUAUGUCCUGUCACAAGGAGAGAAGCACAGUUGUUGAGAAAAGUAGUUAGUUGAGGGGGCCAAAAAUAGUGAUUUGUGGCAGAAGUGGACCUGAGGAAGUUAGGAGACAGUUGGUGAGGUGAGGAAUCUGAGAUGAGGUGUGAACACUAGAGAUAACCUGGCAAAAUCUCUCCCAGAUCUCUCCACAGAUAACCAAACUGUGUCCCCAGAAGGUUAGAAGAAUUGUCCCAGAUCAUUCAGCUGCUCAAAUAGCAAAGCAGCUUAGUGACUUGACUUUGUUUCACUAAGUUCUGGUCCCAGUUUUCCUGUAAAUUCCCUGGUGGCUAUUGGUUUCUUGAUUUUGAAGGGGCAAGGGUACAACUGCUCUAACCUACAGAAUUAUUAGAUCACAUGAGAUGAGGGAAUUGUACUUUACAUAUGUUUAACCUAUACUAUUCAGCUAUAUGUACAUACUCUUUUAUAUAUUUUAAAGUACUAUGAAAUUAGGCUGGGCAGAAUGGCUCAUACAUGUGAUUUCAGUGCUUUGGGAGGCCAAGGCAGGAGGAUUACUUGAGGCCAGGAAUUCAAGUCCAGCCUGGGCAACAUAGCAAGAUCUUGUCUCUACCAAAAUAAAAAAAUUAAAAUAGGUGGCCAUGAUGGUACACACCUGUAGUCUCAGCUACUUGGGAGGCUGAUGUGGGAGGUUUGCCUCAGUCCCGGAGUUCAAGGUUACAGUGAGUUAUGGUCAUGCUGCUGUACUCCAUCUGUCUCUAAAAAAAAGUAUGAAAUUAUAUUUUGUAUACUUACUUAGAAGCUAACUUGAGUCAAAUGCGACUCCUGGAGCUAGAGACACCAUCUGCAAUGAUCUCUACAUCUAUGAUACCCGCAAGUCUCCUCCUCUGUGGUUCCACUUCCCCUGUGCAGACUGCCAGCUGAAACGCGUGGGCCAUCGCACCUGCCUUUGGAAUGAUCAGCUUUACCUGGUUGGGGGUUUUGGUGAAGAUGGCAGGACAGCCAGUCCACAGAGCUCCAUGAAUCUGCCUCCAGACAAGGCCCGGCUCCUGCGGCAGUAUGACAAUGAGAAGAAGUGGGAUCUGAUCUGUGACCAGGAACGAUUCCAGGUGAAGAAUCCUCCCCAUACUUACAUUCAGAAACUCCAGAGCUUCUUGGACCCCAGUGUAACUCGGAAGAAGUUCAGGAGGAGGGUUCAGGAGUCAACCAAAGUACUAAGGGAGCUGGAGAUCUCUCUUCGCACCAACCACAUUGGGUGGGUGCGGGAGUUUCUGAACGAUGAAAACAAAGGCCUGGAUGUGCUGGUGGAUUACCUGUCCUUUGCCCAGUGUUCUGUCAUGUUUGACUUUGAGGGUCUGGAGAGUGGUGACGAUGGUACAUUUGACAAACUCCGGUCCUGGAGCAGGUCAAUCGAGGACCUGCAGCCACCCAGCGCCCUGUCGGCCCCCUUCACCAACAGCCUCGCUCGCUCUGCGCGCCAGUCUGUGCUCCGGUAUAGCACUCUCCCUGGGCGCAAGGCCCUGAAGAACUCCCGCCUAGUGAGCCAGAAGGAUGAUGUCCACGUCUGUAUCCUUUGUCUCAGAGCCAUCAUGAACUAUCAGUAUGGAUUCAACCUGGUCAUGUCCCACCCCCAUGCUGUCAAUGAGAUUGCACUUAGCCUCAAUAACAAGAAUCCAAGGACCAAAGCCCUUGUCUUAGAGCUUCUGGCAGCUGUGUGUUUGGUGCGAGGAGGUCAUGAAAUCAUCCUUGCUGCCUUUGACAAUUUCAAAGAGGUAUGCAAGGAGUUGCACCGCUUUGAGAAGCUGAUGGAAUAUUUCCGGAACGAGGACAGCAACAUCGACUUCAUGGUGGCCUGCAUGCAGUUCAUCAACAUCGUGGUGCACUCAGUGGAGGACAUGAACUUCCGGGUCCACCUGCAGUAUGAGUUUACCAAGCUGGGGCUAGAGGAGUUCCUGCAGAAGUCAAGGCACACAGAGAGCGAGAAGCUGCAGGUGCAGAUUCAGGCAUACCUGGACAACGUGUUUGAUGUUGGGGGUUUGUUGGAGGAUGCUGAGACCAAGAAUGUAGCCCUGGAGAAGGUGGAGGAGUUGGAGGAGCAUGUGUCCCAUCUCACAGAGAAGCUUCUGGACCUAGAGAAUGAGAACAUGAUGCGGGUGGCAGAGCUAGAGAAGCAGCUGCUGCAGCGGGAGAAGGAACUAGAGAGCAUCAAGGAGACAUACGAGAACACAAGCCACCAGGUGCACACCCUGCGGAGGCUCAUUAAAGAGAAGGAGGAGGCCUUCCAGCGUCGAUGCCAUUUGGAGCCAAGUGUCCGGGGCCUGGAGUCUGUGGGCAGUGAGGCCCUGGCCAGAGUAGGCCCUGCAGAGUUGAGUGAGGCCAUGCCACCCUCUGACCUAGACCUUCUGGCUCCAGCUCCACCCCCCGAGGAGGUCCUGCCUCUGCCUCCACCACCAGCUCCACCCUUGCCCCCUCCACCUCCCCCAUUACCAGACAAGUGUCCCCCAGCCCCACCUCUCCCUGGUGCUGCACCCUCUGUGGUGUUGACAGUGGGCCUGUCAGCCAUUCGAAUUAAGAAACCUAUCAAGACCAAGUUCCGGCUGCCUGUCUUCAACUGGACAGCACUGAAACCCAAUCAGAUCAGUGGCACUGUCUUCAGCGAACUUGAUGACGAGAAGAUCUUGGAGGACCUGGAUCUGGAUAAGUUUGAAGAAUUAUUCAAGACAAAAGCACAGGGCCCUGCCCUUGACCUCAUCUGCUCCAAGAACAAGACAGCACAAAAAGCUGCCAGCAAGGUGACUCUGUUGGAAGCCAAUCGUGCCAAGAACCUGGCUAUCACCCUGCGCAAGGCUGGCCGCUCAGCUGAGGAGAUCUGCAGGGCCAUUCACACGUUUGACUUGCAGACGCUACCUGUUGACUUCGUGGAGUGCCUGAUGCGCUUCCUGCCCACAGAGGCUGAGGUGAAGCUGCUGCGGCAGUAUGAGCGUGAGCGGCAGCCCCUGGAGGAGUUGGCGGCUGAGGACCGCUUCAUGCUGCUCUUCAGCAAGGUGGAGCGGCUGACCCAGCGAAUGGCUGGCAUGGCCUUCCUGGGGAACUUCCAGGACAACUUGCAGAUGCUCACACCGCAACUCAAUGCCAUCAUUGCAGCGUCCGCUUCCGUCAAGUCUUCACAGAAGCUGAAGCAGAUGUUGGAGAUCAUACUUGCACUGGGGAACUACAUGAACAGCAGCAAGCGAGGAGCUGUGUAUGGCUUCAAGCUCCAGAGUCUCGAUCUGCUGUUGGAUACCAAGUCCACUGACCGGAAGAUGACACUGCUUCAUUUCAUCGCCUUGACAGUGAAGGAGAAAUACCCAGACCUGGCUAACUUCUGGCAUGAGCUACACUUUGUUGAGAAGGCUGCAGCAGUGUCCCUGGAGAACGUGCUGCUGGACGUGAAGGAGCUGGGCCGGGGCAUGGAGCUGAUUCGGCGGGAGUGCAGCAUCCACGACAACAGCGUCCUCCGGAACUUCCUCUGUACCAAUGAAGGCAAACUAGACAAGCUCCAGCGGGAUGCCAAGACAGCUGAGGAGGCCUACAAUGCAGUUGUGCGCUACUUUGGCGAGAGUCCCAAGACGACACCUCCUUCUGUAUUCUUCCCAGUAUUUGUCCGAUUCAUUCGUUCUUACAAGGAAGCAGAGCAAGAGAAUGAAGCCCGCAAGAAACAGGAGGAGGUAAUGCGGGAGAAGCAGCUGGCUCAGGAAGCCAAGAAACUGGAUGCCAAGACUCCAUCCCAGAGGAACAAGUGGCAACAGCAGGAGUUAAUAGCAGAGUUGAGGCGGCGCCAGGCCAAGGAACACCGGCCUGUUUAUGAGGGAAAGGAUGGUACCAUCGAGGACAUCAUCACAGUGCUGAAGAGUGUCCCUUUCACGGCCCGUACUGCCAAGCGGGGCUCACGCUUCUUCUGUGAUGCAGCCCACCAUGAUGAGUCAAACUGUUAGCCCCCAAGGCUGGGGCCCUUGACAGGCCUCCACUGCCAGCCUAUUGUUGUUCGCCACCAAGCCAGGAGUGCUGCGCUGCCCAGUGGCCCCCCUCGGGCUCCAGGCCCCCACUGAGACCCUCUUGGAGGCAGAAGCACUUCAGCGUUUAGAGUCCUACAAAU